AAUAUCUGCAUCUCAGCUACAAUCGCUUCACCACGCUGCCUAACAGAAUAUUCUCCCCCUUCACGCGACUACGUAGGCUCUUUCUAGAAUUCGGCUCGCUUACUACCAUUGCACCCAACGCGCUGGAAGGUCUAUCAACACUAGAGUACUUGGACUUGUCGCAUAACAAAAUCGGGUUCAUCGAACCGGGGCUCUUUGCCGAAAUGGGACAACUCUACACGAUGAUGCUGGAAUACAAUAAUCUGCACGCUCUCGAAGCGGGCACCUUCUCCGGAUUGAGAAAAGUGUCCAAUCUUGAUCUAGAAUACAAUAGCAUCGGCCGCAUCGAUGCAGGGGCCUUCGAAAACACAGACGGCAUUACUUUCUUGAAACUAUUUAAGAACAAGCUAACUUCUAUUAAAGCCGGAGCAUUCGCGGGAUUAAACAAGCUAGAGAUGCUUGACAUUAUCGCUAAUUUCGACCUGGAGACGAUCGAGGUAGGAGCCUUCCACGGACUGCCCCGAUUAAGUAUAGUGUACCUUUUCUACAACAAGCUCAGCCAUCUGGAGCAGGACAUAUUUGAUCUCUCGCUUUAUCCGGAGAGCUGGAGCAUAUACACCGACAUAUCCGAAACCCGCUGAGCUGCAGCUGCCUCGGCUGCGCUACUGAGUAAGCCGUUCGACGUCCACGGACGUUGCCACGCGCCG
This is a messenger RNA of Priapulus caudatus, 686 nucleotides long. RefSeq names its product leucine-rich repeat and immunoglobulin-like domain containing-NOGO receptor-interacting protein 4. Gene Ontology annotation, cellular component: plasma membrane. The transcript is spliced from 4 exons. NCBI's taxonomy places the organism in Eukaryota, Metazoa, Priapulida, Priapulimorpha, Priapulimorphida, Priapulidae. The annotation marks the transcript as partial. Gene Ontology annotation, molecular function: protein binding. The record is from RefSeq and is a predicted model, not a curated record.